AUGAACGCGUGGAAGCAGCUCCUGACCGUCUCCAGCAACUACUGGACUGCUGUUUUGUAUUUCAAGGCCAGGAACGGCACUUACAAGCGCGUACCGCAGUACCCCAAUGCUCUCUUGGGCUCGUUGACUGGAGGCAUGACCAUUUAUUACCUUCAACAAGACUUCAACUCGAACGGCAAGACCAAGAUUACUUCUUUCAAGCCUGUAAGGAAUUUCAUCCUGAUGCUUUAUUGA
Messenger RNA from Didymosphaeria variabile, 234 nucleotides. RefSeq lists its product as uncharacterized. The record is from RefSeq and is a predicted model, not a curated record. Bases 1 to 234 code for a protein of 77 amino acids. Lineage: Eukaryota; Fungi; Ascomycota; Dothideomycetes; Pleosporales; Didymosphaeriaceae. The transcript has 2 exons.